Messenger RNA from Spinacia oleracea (spinach), 483 nucleotides. RefSeq lists its product as uncharacterized. The transcript has a single exon. The record is from RefSeq and is a predicted model, not a curated record. NCBI's taxonomy places the organism in Eukaryota, Viridiplantae, Streptophyta, Magnoliopsida, Caryophyllales, Amaranthaceae. Bases 1 to 483 code for a protein of 160 amino acids.
AUGGAGGCCACAGGUGAAAACCUCACCUUCCUACGAAAAAUCCGUCCACCAAGCUUCGAGGAAGCCGGGUUAGAAGACUGCGCGUUACCUCCAGAAUCCAUCAAAGAAGCCUUCUUCAAAGCAGCCUCCGUCGUUGGCUCCCGCGCCGCCACUGUUUUCGCCGGCGACAAUGACGAGGUUGAUGGCGGAUGUAUCAGUGAUCCUUGGAUAGAAAAACCUGCGCCGUCGGAUGCGUUGGUGGGGAUCGAACCUGAGAUUAGACCUCCGGGAGCCUGCGCUAUCGGAAAGGGCGGCGGUUUUGGUGGAAAUGGUGAGCCGGCGAGUGAUGUGAUGGUGGCUAGCGGAGAGGGCGGCAAAGAUGGUGGAGAUUGUCUGGAUGGGUUAAGGGGGUUGGAGAUUAAGGACAAGAAUGAUGAAGGAGAUAAUGAGGAACAAGAUGAGAAGAAACCAACUUUAGUUGAGGGAUAUUUCUUGAAUCCUUAA